AGGGCAGGACUCGAGUCAAAGCUAGCCAUUCGACUGUUCAAUAAUUUGUUCCCUCUCUAGUACGAUACAGAGAAUAUGUAUAAUUAGCAUGUCGGGUACCUCAUUUUUGGACAGACCGCUCCUCAAAGUCAGUCGACCUGUGGCUGCUUGCUCAAGAUGUCGAACGGCCAAAAUCAAAUGUGACGGGAAGCUUCCGGCCUGCUCGGCAUGCGAACGGGUUGGUAAAGCGAGCACCUGCUCUGGCGCAAGUGACGAAUUUGCCAGAGGAAAAGAAAGAAGCUAUGUCGCCUCUUUGGAAGGCUACUGCGAAAGACUGGAAAAGAAAAUUGCAGAUCUUCGUCGCCUGAAAUCAUCAUUAUCUGUGGAUGAAAGGGGUGUCGCCCAUCAAAGUUCAAUCACAUCUAUCUCCUCAGCAGGUACUGUCGCACAGGAAGGUGGCAAAGAAGUCACUGACAUCGAUGACCUCGUGGGUGAUUUUGGCUUCUUGUCUGUCAAUGCGACUUCGAGAGACUUCCAUGGGAUUACUUCGAAUACUUCUUUCGCCAACCUUCUUCUGUCCCUGUCACAAGCCGAGUCAAUACCAAGACUACCGGCGCAGUCAUUACCGCCGCGCAAUGAAAUACUGCACUUACUACAACAUUAUUUCGACAACAUCUACAUACAGCUUCCAUUCUUCGUCGAAACGAGCUUCUGGACCUCUGUAGAUGCGGUCUACCAAGCUGGGGGGCGCUUUGCCAAGCCUUUUGACAAGUGGAUCUUGCAUAUGGUCUUAGCCACUGCGUCUGCGUCUAUGUCCCUCAAAAUCGGCGAUAGCAGUCAUCGCAGAGCGUUAUCUCAUAUUUCAAUGGCAAUGGCCCAAGCCGAGGACGUCAUCCGCCCCGGUACUAUAGCCGGUAUCCAGUCAAUCCUACUACUUGCCCAAUAUUCCUUGUUCGACCCCCAACAUUUUCGCAGCUGGUACCUGGUAGGGAUGGCUGUUAGAGCGGUGGUCGACCUAGGCCUACACCAGGACCCGCCUUUGGAUGUUCAGUCAGCCUCAGAGCAGCUGGACCUGCGCCGCCGUGUUUUCCAUUGUGUUUACUGCUUGGACAGAGGAAUAAGCACUGCCUUUGAAAGAACCUUCUCGUUUUCAGACGAGUCCGUCGAUGUUGCUUUGCCGUCUUCUGCCACAUCCUUAGGGGCUUCGCUAACCGAGAAGAGCCAUAUAUUCUUACGGAGCUCGGAGCCUGCGUGGCACAUUGUCAGAAUCCGCCAGAUACUGUCUGAGGGCUACCAGAGAAAAUAUUUCCACGAACACGAGACUUCUUUUCAAGCUCCGGCCUCGACGUGGGCUCUCUGCUCAAAAGCAUAUGAGUGGUUUGGUAAAAUCCCAAGUAAUAUACCAAAUCACUUCCCUAUCCUGUACCGGUUGGAGUUAUCAUACACGAUCGUCGUGAUUCUUUCUGCCGGCGACGAACAGACCGCACUGUGUGAUUACAGCAAAAUUGUUCUGUUCCAUUGCUGCAUGCAGUACAUUAACGAGCUUUAUGAGGUGCUGAAAACCCCUACCUGGUUGCCUUUGAUGACCUUCCUGGAUAUCCAGAGGACGUACCAAGUUGGUCGACGAUUCAUACGAGAUGUAACAGAGAACCAGGACCUUCUCUUGGACCCGUCGAUACCCGCAUUACCCCCCAUCCCUCCGGAGACCCCGGAACAGCUGAUUUUGAGUGGUGAAGAUUGUAUGAGCUUUUACGCGCGCGCCUCGGAAUGUCUUUUGCAGAUCAAUAAUCUCCUCCAAUAUGGUGCAAGCAAGUGGGGAGCGACCGGUAUAUUUGGAGAAUUCCAGCAAAUGUCCGAACCCGCUCGGAGCCGUCUUUUACAUGCAUCGAACCCAUACCUGGCCGGUUCUACAGCCUAUAUGGCUGGCUACUCUACGAUGGUGCCUGCAGGAACAGGAUACCUAGGCUUUGACAUUGGAUAAAUUGGCUCUCGGCGAGGGCCAAGGCAAGGGAUGUCUGCUUCAUGAGUCUCCAAUAAUGCCUUAUUUCAUGCCCCUGUGUUUUGGUAAUAUU
Aspergillus vadensis CBS 113365 is the source of this 2051-nucleotide messenger RNA. Its product is annotated as Zn(II)2Cys6 transcription factor. Gene Ontology annotation, molecular function: zinc ion binding; DNA-binding transcription factor activity, RNA polymerase II-specific; sequence-specific DNA binding. The record is from RefSeq and is a predicted model, not a curated record. The coding region runs from base 89 to 1960 and encodes 623 amino acids. NCBI's taxonomy places the organism in Eukaryota, Fungi, Ascomycota, Eurotiomycetes, Eurotiales, Aspergillaceae. The transcript is spliced from 3 exons. Gene Ontology annotation, biological process: DNA-templated transcription; positive regulation of transcription by RNA polymerase II.